AUGGCCUCGGCUGCGACGAAUGGCGAUGCCGCCGCGGCGCUCGACGACAUCAAGCCCCCCGCCGGCGUGGUGCUCCCGCCGCGCGAGAUACGCAACGUCCUCGAGAAGACGGCGGGCUACGUGGCGCGCAACGGCUUCGUCUUCGAGGACAGGAUCCGCGAGAAGGAGCGCGCCAACCCCAAGUUCAGCUUCCUCAACACGGCCGACGCCUACUACGCCUUUUACCAGUGGCGGCUCGAGGAGAUCAAGGCCGGGCGCGGCACGGCCAUCGCGGCGGGACGCGCCAACGAGGCGGCGGCGGCGGCGGCUGAGAAGCCCAAGGGACCGCCCAAGCCGGCGGACUUUCAGUUCUCGGCGCGCAUGCCGCGGCUCAGCCAGAAGGACCUCGACGUCAUCCGGCUGACGGCGCUGUUCGUGGCCAAGAACGGGCGGCAGUUCAUGACGCAGCUGGCGCAGCGCGAGGCCGGCAGCCCGCAGUUUCACUUUCUCAUCCCGAACCACACCUUUCACAACUUUUUCCAGCACCAGGUCGACCAGUACACGGCGCUGCUGCGGACGACGGGCCUCGGCGGCGAGGGCGGCAAGCUGCAGCAGGAGGUCACGGCUGAGCUGCAGGGCAACGUCGACGACAAGUACAGGGUGCUGGCGCGGGCGCGGCAGCGGGCCGAGUACGUGCGCUUCCAGGAGGCCGAGAAGGUCAAGAGGGAGCAGGAGACGGAGAAGAAGCGGGAGGAGUUUGCGCGCAUCGACUGGAACGACUUUGUCGUCGUCGAGACGAUCGUCUUCAACGACGUCGACGAGCAGGCCAACCUGCCGCCGCCGACGAACCUCGCCGAUUUGCAGUACGCGUCUCUUGAGGAGAGGAACAACGCGUCGAUUGGCGGCAAUUUCCGCAUCGAGGAGGCCAUGCCCGACGAGGUCACCGACUACAAUGCGACGUCGCUGCCGCUGCACAACAGCUACGCGCCGCAACAAUCCCAGCCGCAGCAGCCAUAUCAACAGACACACGGACCGAAUGGACAACCGCCGAGGAAGACGGCCGAAGAGGAGGAGGAAGACAGGCGGAUCCAGGAGAGGAGCGACGCACGCGCAAGGGAGCAGCAGGCACGAGCCGAGGCACGGGGCGGCAACGGGCCCAUGAAGAUCAAGGAGAACUACGUGCCGCGAGCGAUGCAGCGGGCGGCGCAAGCGGUGCCGAUGGCGUUGUGCCCGAACUGCAAGCAGCAGAUUCCGAUGGACGAGCUCGAGGCGCACAUGAGGAUUGAACUGCUCGAUCCUCGAUGGAAGGAUCAGAAGGCCAAGGCCGACGCGCGUUAUGCGACGACGAACCUGUCGACGGCUGAUGUGGCCAACAACCUCAAGAGGUUGGCUAGCCAGCGCAGCGAUGUGUUUGACGGCAUUACGGGCCAGCCUCUUAGUGAAGAGGAGCAGGCUCGGCGGAAGAAGGCGGCGGUCCACGGCGUGGAGAACCCCAACAUGGGGCCCAACCACAUGCAAGGGCUCAAUGUGACUGACCAGAUCCGAGCGAUCCACCAAAAGUUUUCGGAUCGCAAGUAG
Molecule: messenger RNA, 1557 nt
Organism: Verticillium dahliae VdLs.17
Lineage: Eukaryota; Fungi; Ascomycota; Sordariomycetes; Glomerellales; Plectosphaerellaceae
Product: pre-mRNA-splicing factor sap114
Exons: 2
Coding region: 1-1557 (518 amino acids)
Biological process (GO): regulation of alternative mRNA splicing, via spliceosome; mRNA cis splicing, via spliceosome
Cellular component (GO): catalytic step 2 spliceosome; U2 snRNP; U2-type prespliceosome
Molecular function (GO): RNA binding
Source: RefSeq, a predicted model, not a curated record